Scomber scombrus (Atlantic mackerel) is the source of this 1779-nucleotide messenger RNA. RefSeq names its product grainyhead-like protein 2 homolog. Gene Ontology annotation, molecular function: DNA-binding transcription activator activity, RNA polymerase II-specific; RNA polymerase II cis-regulatory region sequence-specific DNA binding. The coding region runs from base 16 to 1779 and encodes 587 amino acids. NCBI's taxonomy places the organism in Eukaryota, Metazoa, Chordata, Actinopteri, Scombriformes, Scombridae. Gene Ontology annotation, cellular component: nucleus. Gene Ontology annotation, biological process: brain development; neural tube development; regulation of transcription by RNA polymerase II. The transcript is spliced from 14 exons. The record is from RefSeq and is a predicted model, not a curated record.
GCUGCCACUAAAGCCAUGAUGAGCAUCAAUGGAGAUGAUGACAGUGCAGCAGCUCUGGGGCUGCUAUACGACUACUACAAGGUUCCCAAAGAGAAGAGAUGUGUCCCCAGCGGGGUUAAAAUCACAGAACCCUCUGCUCUCGGACCUGAUAACUGCAGAAGCUUGGAGAUGCUGGAUCACCAUCUUCACACCCUCAGAUCCAUGCCUGUCAACCUCUCCUUAAACAACUCAUCUACUACAGAGCACCAGGGCUCCAGGUACAGAGGAGAGAGUAAAGGUGGAGCACCAGCAGCAGCUCUUGCUCUGGUUAAGACAGAAGGCCAUACGCCCAUGCCGCUGUCCUGUUCUGGAGGUUCCCAUCGACAAGAAUCCAGAGAGCAGAUAAGGAUGGUUUAUGAACAGAGCCGCUAUGAUUUGUCCCUCGCUGGGUAUUUGAAAGAUGAACAGAGAAGCUCUCCAGACAGCAUUUACGAGGAUGCUGUGGAAGAAGAGAUGUAUCACAGAAGUAGAAGUCCUUCCUCAGGAGUCGAUGAAUCGCACUACAACCUGCCAGUUGAUAGUUUCCAGUACUGUCUGGAUGCCAGCAUGUCGCUGCGGCCACAACAAGGACAGGGACCGAUGGCGUAUUUGAACCGGGGCCAAUUCUACGCCCUGACCCUGUCGGAAAUCGGCUUCAGAUCAUCCCUGCGUCAGACCCGAGGCAAAGUGAGGGUGAGUGGACCGAAGUCGUCACAUGGGCCUGAUGGGAGCAAAUCCAAUAGUGAGCAGUGCACCAUGGAAGGCUCUGAACUACAGCGGGACAGUAUUGUACAGAGUGUCAUCAUGGUUGUCUUUGGAGAAGAUAAGUGCAGAGACGAGCAGCUGAAAAAUUGGAAAUACUGGCACUCCCACCAGCACACCGCCAAACAAAGAGUCCUGGAUAUUGCCGACUACAAGGAGAGCUUCACCACGAUCGGUAACGUGGAGGAAAUUGCCUACAACGCUGUCUCUUUCACAUGGGAUGUCAGUGAAGAAGCAAAGGUCUUUAUCUCUGUGAACUGUCUGAGCACAGACUUCUCCUCUCAGAAAGGCGUGAAGGGGAUGCCGCUGAUGAUCCAGAUCGACACCUACAGCUACAACAGCUGCAGCAGCAGGCCCAUCCACAGGGCCUACGCUCAGAUCAAGGUCUUCUGCGACAAGGGUGCUGAGAGGAAGCUUCGUGAUGAGGAGAAGAAGCAGCUCAGGAAGAGGAUGAAAGGGAAACAUGGCAGCUCAGGGCCGACCUCUCCCACGAAGAAGGAUGACAGCAGGCUGUUCAAGACCAUGACGGACCUGGACUCCCAGCCUGUCCUCUUCAUUCCUGACGUGCACUUUGGAAACCUGCAGAGAGCGGGCCAGGUGUUUGCUUUCAACACAGAGGAGGUGGACAGGGACGGGAGUGUUCUGAUGAAGAGGAUGUCAUGUGCUGCUGAGGAAGCCGUUUGUCCUCCUCAGCCCAAGAAGCCUAAAGUGGACCAGGAAAGAAAAGUUCUGCUGUAUGUGAGGAAGGAGAGCGACGAAGUGUUCGAUGCCUUGAUGCUGCGCUCCCCAACCCUCAGCGCCUUAACCGAGGCAAUCUCAGAGAAAUACUCAAUGCCUGGUGACAAGAUGGUCAAAAUCUACCAAAAAAGCAAGAAAGGGGUCCUGGUGAACAUGGACGACAACAUCAUCCAGCACUACUCCAACGAGGACACCUUCAUCCUGACUAUGGAGAACUCAGCGGAAUCCCUGCGCGUCACUCUUUCAGAGACGGUCGCGUAG